Messenger RNA from Hibiscus syriacus, 758 nucleotides. Its product is annotated as peptide methionine sulfoxide reductase-like. The record is from RefSeq and is a predicted model, not a curated record. Bases 64 to 648 code for a protein of 194 amino acids. NCBI's taxonomy places the organism in Eukaryota, Viridiplantae, Streptophyta, Magnoliopsida, Malvales, Malvaceae. The transcript is spliced from 2 exons. Gene Ontology annotation, molecular function: peptide-methionine (S)-S-oxide reductase activity.
AGGUUUAGCGAUAGUUUACUUAGUACUAUUGUUUUUGCAGAAAUUUGCUCGGGGAACUGAACAAUGGCCGCUACCGCCGGCAGCAGCCACAAAAACCCUGCUUUCGAAGCCGACGAGGACAUCCCAAGUAACCCAUCUCACGAGUUCGCUCAAUUCGGAGCCGGGUGUUUCUGGGGAGUCGAGUUGGCGUUCCAGAGAGUCGAAGGCGUAGUCAAAACAGAGGUCGGCUACUCUCAGGGUCAUACCCACGACCCGAAUUACGAGUUGGUAUGCACCGGUUCUACUAACCACGUCGAGGUGAUUCGGAUUCAGUUCGACCCUGAAAUCUGCCCUUACACCACUCUCCUCUCCGUUUUCUGGAACCGCCACGAUCCAACCACUCUCAAUCGCCAGGGUGGAGAUGUGGGAGCACAGUAUAGAUCUGGGAUUUACUACUACAACGAGAACCAGGCUCGUUUGGCAAGGGAGUCACUGGAGGCCAAGCAAUCGGAGUUGGGAGAUAAGAAAAUCGUGACGGAGAUUCUGCCGGCGAAAAGGUUUUAUAGGGCCGAAGAGUACCAUCAGCAAUACUUGGAGAAAGGUGGACGCUUUGGAGCUAAACAAUCUGCUACCAAAGGCUGCACUGAUCCCAUCAGAUGCUAUGGCUGAAUCCAUUUUCACCAUAUUUGUAAUAUCCGAAGUUUACAUCUUUUAAGCUUCUUGUACGAGACUCUCGAAUAAAAAUAAGGUUUUAAUUAAGUUAAUAUUUUCAAGUUUAA